Molecule: messenger RNA, 2080 nt
Organism: Poecilia reticulata (guppy)
Lineage: Eukaryota; Metazoa; Chordata; Actinopteri; Cyprinodontiformes; Poeciliidae
Gene: tapt1b
Product: transmembrane anterior posterior transformation 1b
Biological process (GO): positive regulation of cilium assembly
Cellular component (GO): endoplasmic reticulum membrane; ciliary basal body
Source: RefSeq, a predicted model, not a curated record
UGCGCAGUCUCCCUGGCAGCAGCUGAGGCCGUUUUGUCGAAGAUGGCGGAUUCGCUGUCGACAGGUCUGGUAGAGGAGAAGGAAAAUGAGAAGGAGGACAAGGAGAGAGCCACCAAGGCCGUUAACGUGGACCUGAAUAAAAAGAAAGACGGAGUUGCUGACACGCGGGGGUUUCAUGAUAAAAAUGGCGGCGCUAGAGGCCAAAAAGGCAACCUGUCAGAUCUGUCUCUGGUCAGAUUCAUAACCACUGAGCUAACCAGAGGCUACUUUCUGGAACACAAUGAGGCCAAAUAUACGGAGCGCAGAGAGAGGGUCUACACCUGCCUCCGCAUCCCCAAGGAGCUGGAGAAGCUGAUGACUUUCGGCUUCUUCCUCUGUCUGGAUACGUUUCUGUACGUGUUCACCCUCCUGCCGCUCCGAGUGAUUCUGGCCCUUUUGCGACUCCUGACUGUGCCAUGCUGCGGCCUCGGCGGCUCCCGUUUGCUGCAGCCUGCCCAGGUGUGCGACGUCCUGAAGGGCUUCAUCAUGGUGCUGUGCUACUCAAUGAUGAGCUACGUGGAUUACUCCAUGAUGUACCAUCUGAUCCGGGGACAGUCCGUCAUCAAACUCUACAUCAUCUACAACAUGUUGGAGGUUGCCGAUCGCCUCUUCUCGUCGUUUGGCCAAGACAUCCUGGAUGCUCUGUACUGGACCGCCACCGAGCCCAAGGAGAAGAAGAGAGCACACAUAGGAGUGAUUCCUCACUUCCUCAUGGCUGUGCUCUACGUCUUCCUUCAUGCCAUUCUCAUCAUGGUUCAGGCUACUACACUGAAUGUAGCCUUCAACUCCCAUAACAAGUCUCUGCUCACCAUAAUGAUGUCAAACAACUUUGUGGAAAUCAAAGGAAGCGUGUUUAAGAAGUUUGAAAAGAACAACCUGUUCCAGAUGUCCAACAGCGACAUAAAGGAGAGGUUCACCAACUACAUCCUCCUGCUCAUUGUCUGUCUGAGAAACAUGGAGCAGUUUUCAUGGAAUCCCGACCACUUCUGGGUCUUGUUCCCAGACGUAGUCAUGGUGAUCACAUCAGAGGUGGCAGUGGACGUUGUCAAGCACGCCUUCAUCACCAAGUUCAAUGACAUCAGUGCUGACGUGUACGGAGAAUACAGAGCCAGCCUUGCCUUCGACCUCGUCAGCAGCCGACAGAAAAAUGCUUACACCGACUACAGCGACUCCGUAUCCAGAAGAAUGGGCUUCAUUCCACUUCCUUUGGCUCUGCUGCUGAUCAGAGUGGUGACGAGCUCAGUGAAGAUCCAAGGUUCGCUCUCCUUCAUGUGUGUGCUGCUGUUUUACUUGGGGAUGAUCACGCUCAAGGUGCUCAACAGCAUCGUUCUCCUUGGAACAUCCUGCAUGUUUGUCAAAGAGGCCAAGAUGGAGGAGAAGCUGUUCGACCCGCCUCCGUCUGUCGCCUCCAGCCGUGCUAACUCCAGAGCCAACCGCAGCAAAAACACUUACACCGCAGCGCCGCAAGAGCCCACAUCAGACAGAGCAGGAGUAUCACUGACACCGGGCGUUUCUCCACCUACAGAGAAACCAGAGGGCACCUCCUCCACCAUCCCAAAGAGCGACUCGGACACGUUCCUGACGACGCCAGAUGAGGACGACGAGGACAAAAUUCUAAACAAUGACAUGGGACUGGAAGGAGACGGACUCAAACACAGAACGCCCAAGAAAGACUUGCUGGAGAUAGACCGAUUCACCAUCUGUGGGAACCGGAUAGACUGACCGCCGAAGGGAACCCCAGCCCGUGUCCAGGGAUCUGACGAGGGUCACGGAGCGUGCUCAGACCCGACUCGCACUUAUGCACCUGACUCUCGGAUUAUUUAUUUAUUUAUUACUGGCAAAAACCAGCCCAGGCAUCAAGCUGUUACAUCAGACGUUUCCAGAUGGGUGCUGCAAGAACACCAGGAAACAACCAAACAGAAUAAAACCACUGAAAGGAAAUCCAGUCUGGAUUGUUGGAGCAUUGCAGCUGGACUGUGAGGUUGUGUGCGUUUCAAAAGCACAAUUAUUCCUAGAACAAAGAGUGUUUUUUUUUUUUUUU